Messenger RNA from Engraulis encrasicolus (European anchovy), 1728 nucleotides. Its product is annotated as neuronal acetylcholine receptor subunit alpha-3-like. Gene Ontology annotation, cellular component: plasma membrane; synapse; neuron projection. Gene Ontology annotation, biological process: monoatomic ion transmembrane transport; signal transduction; regulation of membrane potential. Gene Ontology annotation, molecular function: transmembrane signaling receptor activity; acetylcholine-gated monoatomic cation-selective channel activity. Lineage: Eukaryota; Metazoa; Chordata; Actinopteri; Clupeiformes; Engraulidae. Bases 1 to 1728 code for a protein of 575 amino acids. The record is from RefSeq and is a predicted model, not a curated record. The transcript is spliced from 10 exons.
AUGAAUGUCCGAAUACUUCUAAUCUUUCCGGCUAGUCUGUUUCUGUUUAAUCUCCUGUCGGGGGGAACUUGUUCAGAGGCGGAACACAAACUGUUCUCUGUGAUCUUUGACAAGUAUAACCAGUACAUUCGGCCGGUUGAGAAUGUGUCCGAGCCCGUCAUCGUGCACUUCGAGGUCUCCAUGUCACAACUGGUUAAAGUGGAUGAAGUCAACCAGAUCAUGGAGACCAACCUGUGGCUGAGACAUAUCUGGAAUGACUACAAGCUGAAGUGGAACCCUAAAGAGUUUGGGGGCGUGGAGUUCAUCAGGGUGCCCUCCAACCGCAUCUGGAAACCAGACAUAGUGCUAUACAACAAUGCCGUGGGGGACUUCCAGGUGGACGACAAGACCAAGGCCCUGCUGCGCUACAACGGCGAGGUCACCUGGAUACCGCCCGCCAUCUUUAAAUCCUCCUGUAAAAUCGACGUCACCUACUUCCCCUUCGACUACCAGAACUGCACCAUGAAGUUCGGAUCCUGGACCUACGACAAGGCCAAGAUCGAUCUUGUAUUGAUCGGAACCACCAUCAACCUGAGGGACUUCUGGGAGAGCGGGGAGUGGGUGAUCAUUGACGCGCCGGGCUACAAGCACGACAUCAAGUACAACUGCUGCGAGGAGAUCUACACGGAUAUCACAUAUUCCUUGUAUAUCCGCCGGCUGCCGCUGUUCUACACCAUCAACAUGAUCAUCCCCUGCCUCCUCAUCUCCUUCCUCACCGUCCUUGUCUUCUACCUGCCAUCUGACUGUGGAGAGAAGGUGACUCUCUGCAUCUCGGUGCUGCUCUCCCUCACCGUGUUCCUGCUGGUCAUCACCGAGACCAUCCCCUCCACCUCGCUGGUCAUCCCGCUGAUCGGCGAGUACCUGCUCUUCACCAUGAUCUUCGUCACGCUCUCCAUCGUCAUCACGGUGUUCGUGCUGAACGUGCACUACCGCACGCCCAAGACCCACACCAUGCCACGAUGGGUGCGGCGCGUCUUCCUUAGCAUGCUGCCGCGUGUAAUGUUCAUGACGCGACCCGAACGCAACCCGCAGCGCUUCGCCCUGGGCCACCAAGGUCACUUCCUGUCACAGGGCCCGCCCUCUCACCAGUGCGCUCUGCACUCCUCCUCCUCCACUUCCUCCUCCUCUGCCACUGCCAAUGCUGCCGCCGUGACCUCCUCCCUCAAUCCCUCCUUCCUGCAAAACCUCACGCAACAUCAACACCAGCAGCUGAUGCAGAACGCAGGGCAUCAUCAUCAGCAGCAACUGAAGCACAUGACCCUGCCGGCCAGCCUUGGGCCUCGCCAGCGCCUGUUCCUCAGCACGGAGCUCUCCAGCCUGCACGGUGGAGGAGGAGGAGGAGGUGGAGGAGGGCUGGGGAGCCUGGGGACCGUCAGCGGAGGCCUGGGAGCACUGGGGCUGGGGGGUGUGUCAGGAAGCUCCAGUUCGGAGUCGCUGGAUGGCGGCGGUGGCGCGUUGCUGAGCAUGUCAACCGCGGCUCUCUCGCCGGAGGUCCGGGAGGCCAUCGAGAGCGUCAAGUACAUCGCGGAGAACAUGAAGCUGCAGAACGAAGCCAAAGAGGUUCAGGAUGACUGGAAGUAUGUUGCCAUGGUGAUCGACAGGAUAUUCCUCUGGGUCUUCGUCCUGGUCUGCAUACUGGGGACGGCCGGCCUCUUCCUCCAGCCCUUAUUGCUGGCAGAGGACAUUUGA